ACUUUCAUUUUACUCUGUCAAGCUGUCUUCACGGUGCGAAAGAACUGAGGCUUUUUCUCAUGGCUGAAAACAAACACCCUGACAAACCACUUAAGGUGUUGGAACAGCUGGGCAAAGAAGUCCUUACGGAGUACCUAGAAAAAUUAGUACAAAGCAAUGUACUGAAAUUAAAGGAGGAAGAUAAACAAAAAUUUAACAAUGCUGAACGCAGUGACAAGCGUUGGGUUUUUGUAGAUGCCAUGAAAAAGAAACACAGCAAAGUAGGUGAAAUGCUUCUCCAGACAUUCUUCAGUGUGGACCCAGGCAGCCACCAUGGUGAAGCUAAUCUGGAAAUGGAGGAACCAGAAGAAUCAUUGAACACUCUCAAGCUUUGUUCCCCUGAAGAGUUCACAAGGCUUUGCAGAGAAAAGACACAAGAAAUUUACCCAAUAAAGGAGGCCAAUGGCCGUACACGAAAGGCUCUUAUCAUAUGCAAUACAGAGUUCAAACAUCUCUCACUGAGGUAUGGGGCUAACUUUGACAUCAUUGGUAUGAAAGGCCUUCUUGAAGACUUAGGCUACGAUGUGGUGGUGAAAGAGGAGCUUACAGCAGAGGGCAUGGAGUCAGAGAUGAAAGACUUUGCUGCACUCUCAGAACACCAGACAUCAGACAGCACAUUCCUGGUGCUAAUGUCUCAUGGCACACUGCAUGGCAUUUGUGGAACAAUGCACAGUGAAAAAACUCCAGAUGUGCUACAGUAUGAUACCAUCUAUCAGAUAUUCAACAAUUGCCACUGUCCAGGUCUACGAGACAAACCCAAAGUCAUCAUUGUGCAGGCCUGCAGAGGUGGGAACUCUGGAGAAAUGUGGAUCAGAGAGUCUUCAAAACCCCAGUUGUGCAGAGGUGUAGAUCUACCUAGGAAUAUGGAAGCUGAUGCUGUCAAGCUGAGCCACGUGGAGAAGGACUUCAUUGCCUUCUACUCUACAACCCCACAUCACUUGUCCUACCGAGACAAAACAGGAGGCUCUUACUUCAUCACUAGACUCAUUUCCUGCUUCCGGAAACAUGCUUGCUCUUGUCAUCUCUUUGAUAUAUUCCUGAAGGUGCAACAAUCAUUUGAAAAGGCAAGUAUUCAUUCCCAGAUGCCCACCAUUGAUCGGGCAACCUUGACGAGAUAUUUCUACCUCUUUCCUGGCAACUGAGAACAAAGCAACAAGCAACUGAAUCUCAUUUCUUCAGCUUGAAGAAGUGAUCUUGGCCAAGGAUCACAUUCUAUUCCUGAAAUUCCAGAACUAGUGAAAUUAAGGAAAGAAUACUUAUGAAUUCAAGACCAGCCUAAGCAACACAGUGGGAUUCUGUUCCAUAGACAAGCAAACAAGCAAAAAUAAAACAAAAAAAAAAUUUACCAAAAGAGAAAUUUGUUUUAUUUAUUUGUGUACAUAAAUAAAAAGAAAGCAAAUAAUU
Messenger RNA from Mus musculus (house mouse), 1443 nucleotides. RefSeq names its product caspase 4, apoptosis-related cysteine peptidase (gene Casp4). The transcript is spliced from 9 exons. Bases 60 to 1181 code for a protein of 373 amino acids. Gene Ontology annotation, biological process: protein autoprocessing; regulation of apoptotic process; regulation of interleukin-1 beta production. Lineage: Eukaryota; Metazoa; Chordata; Mammalia; Rodentia; Muridae. The record is from RefSeq and is marked reviewed. Gene Ontology annotation, cellular component: cytoplasm; cytosol; extracellular region. Gene Ontology annotation, molecular function: cysteine-type peptidase activity; cysteine-type endopeptidase activity.